Messenger RNA from Salarias fasciatus (jewelled blenny), 1511 nucleotides. Its product is annotated as ribonuclease inhibitor-like. The record is from RefSeq and is a predicted model, not a curated record. The transcript is spliced from 12 exons. Lineage: Eukaryota; Metazoa; Chordata; Actinopteri; Blenniiformes; Blenniidae. The coding region runs from base 9 to 1511 and encodes 500 amino acids. Gene Ontology annotation, molecular function: protein binding.
UCCAGGGCAUGAGUGUCCGCAGUGAUGAAGAUGAGGCAGACUCCUCUUCCGUGGUGUAUGACACCAAAGUGCAAGGACGCUCACGGUUUUCACCACAUAAUUACCUGGAAUCAAGAAUGAAGCAUGUGGAUCUGACACUGGGCGAUUUGGAAGAGUUGGAAAAGGAGCAGUUCUGUGUUGAACUGGAGCGUCCAGACAGUAUUGUGAAGACUCUGAGACUGAAUGACAGCCGCUUGUCAGAGCGAUGCCGUGCAGCACUGACCGCAGCUCUUUCGUCGAAGACAUCCCGUCUGAGAGAGCUGCACUUGAGUGGAAUUAAAUUCGAGGAGGAUUCAGGAGUGACGCGCCUAUUUGAUGCACUGGCGAGUGAACACUGCAACCUCAGGACUCUAAGACUUAUUCACUGUGAAUUAAAUGAGGAAAACUGUGGCUCGCUGGACUGUGCCUCACAUCUCAAGGAACUGGAUCUGAGUCUUAACCGCCUGCAGGAUGAAGGAGUGAAUGCUCUGUGUACUCUACUGAACAAUCAAAUUGUCACACUGGAAAAGUUGUCCCUCGUGGACUGUGGCUUAACAAAGCAGAGCUGUGCCUCUCUGGCUUCUGUAUUCGAGUCUGAGCGCUCACACCUCAAACAUCUGGAUCUCAGUCUGAACAACCUGCGAAACUCAGGAGUGGAAUCUCUGUGUGCCGGCUCCAGGACUCUGCUCUGGACACUGGAAUACCUGAGGCUUUCGCACUGUAAAUUAACAAAGCACAGCUGCGCCGCUCUGGCGUCCACAUUCAAGUCUCAGCUCUCCCACCUCAAAGUGCUGGAUCUGACUGGAAACCAUCUGAUGGAUUCAGGGAUAAGGGUGCUGUGUACAGGACUAAAGAAUCCGCAAUGUACGAUGAAAACUCUGAAGCUGAGUCACUGCGACUUGUCAAAGACAAGCUGUGGUCAUUUGGUUUCGGUAUUAACGUCCAAACCUUCCCAUCUCCAAGAGCUGGACCUGAGUUUUAACUGUCUGCAAGACGAUGGAAUCGUCCAGCUGUCCCUCGGACUGAGCAAUCCCAACUGCGGAUUGAGCAAACUGUGGCUGAGUUAUUGCGAGUUCUCAGAUCGAGGCUGUGCUGCUCUGAUCAGAGCUCUGAAAACACACUUUCAUCCGAUUUUGCUCGAUAUCAGUGGAAAUAAGUUGAGCUAUGAAGGAGUGAUGUUACUGGAGGAAGUGAAGAACAGCUCAGACAACAGAGAGCAGACUUUGAGGGUGGAAUACGACGCACUACCUUCAUGUCUUCACAGCUUGAAAGAUGGUGGCGUACUACCUCCCCAGAAUUUGGAUAAAAAAACAACAAAGACUGAAAUGGAACCUUUGACCAGCAAGUUGCUUCUUGAAGAUUGGAAAUAUUCUGGUCCUGCUUUGCAAGGGUUAGAAAGUGAAGCAGCUGCCGAAGUACCAGCGUCACCGUCAUCCACAUUGUCAUCACCGCCACCAUCAUCUGAUGGCAAGUAUACUCUCAUCUACUGGUAG